UUAUUUAUUUGCCAGAAAAUAUAUUUGAAAAUACAACAUGAAUCGCUCCAGAAACAAAUGCUCACCGAUGCUGCAGAAGAGCUUGGAUAUGCGCCUGCGCGGCGCCCAGGCCAAGGCGUACCUCAAGCGGGGCGCCUUCAACGUGCUCGUCCUGCUGCUGCUGCUGCUCCACUUGUCCGGGGCGUGCCCGUGCCAGCGGCGAGGCUACUUCUUCGCGGCAGAGUGCGCCGUGGCCACAGUGGUGACCCUGAACGCGGUGGCCUGUCUGGCCAAGUACUCGUGGCUGUGGCUAAGCGGCGUCCAUGGGAUUGGGACAUAUGCCCAGAAGUGCCUACUGGAUGGCUACGAUGGCAACUCCUUCAGCACCAUCUGCGUACAGAAGGAGAAGAAGCCGCGUUGCCCUGAAGUAGAACCCUGCUUCAAGGACUAUGUCAUCAACUGGCACUCGUCUUUCGAGGACUCCCGCUGCCGUCCCAGGCGCAGCCUCGGCAGGACUCCCCAACGGCAGAGUGCCUGCGCGGAGGCGCCGCCCGACGACUGCCUCACCGAUGUCCGCCAGCUGCCGGCCCUGAUGAAGAGUGCCCGGCGUCACCGGAGAAGCUCGGAGAUUGCGGACGGGCCCAGCGCGCAGCCCACGAGCCCGGGCAAUGCGUUCUGGCGCUGUUGCAACAACCAGUCUAUCGAGCCGAGGACAAUCUAUCAGCUGGCGCCCCCGCCGCCACCGGCCUGCGCCGAGAACGCCCCCCCGACCUUCGAGGAGUUCAGCUCGUUCCAGUUCAAGGACAGCAGCUCGGAGGUAAUCGGUCGCAUCGCCACGGACAAGCUGCCGCAAUAUGUGGCCAACCUCAGGAACUGGAUCUCCACCACCGUACUGCAGCGCCUGGUCAGUGAGAUCGACAACGUGGACAAAGGGUUCCGGCACCGAGGCCUCUGCGACAUGAAGAUCGGAGCCGUGGGCCUGGAGCGCCUGCGAGUGGCAGCAGAGUGUGCCCCCACUCUGCCCACGCUCCUGCUCUUCCUCGAGGGCUUCAGCAACCAGGAAUACCUGGUGCAACGCAUCAGGGAUCUGUCGCAGGGCUCCCGCCUGGCCGAUUUCGGCCGCCACGACCCCGAACCGGCCUCGAACUUGCCCUCGGAUGCCGCCAUUGUUUUCCAUCUGUUCUGCGCCUACUUGGACAGCCAGCUGAUGCUGACGCACCAGACGCGCGGAGGAUGGCGGCCCUUCCGCCACUACUAUGUGCUGGUCCGCGACGACAAGCGCUCCCUGGCGGCCAAGGACUUGGCCCUGGCGGUGCACAACCAGGCCCACUGCGCCAUCCUCUGCAGCGGCAGCCCGCUCGACCCCAAGUUCAAUUUCAUCAGCGGCAGGGAGCUGCACAGCUGCGCCUACGACAGAAACCACCUGUUCUGCGUGAUCCUUCAGUUCCUGCUCUACAUGCGCCAGCGGCAGGGGUCCUCGCUCGAGGGAGUCAGCCUGGGCAAGGGUGGCAUCAACAUCAUGUGCGUCAUCGACAACUGAGACAGCCAUGCCCAUAUAUUGAUACCAAACCAUAUUAAGGCUAUAAUUAUGACCCCAACUGUAGGCUCCUAUGAAUACCACGGAAUGCUGCAAGGAAACCCCACUAUGACACUCAAUUAAACUCGAUUGUUGUUUAAUUAUUUCAACAAUUAUUCAUUUUUUACACUGCACACUACUUUAUAUUGUAUUUAAAGCAUCGCAAGGUGGGGCUGCAGUGCUGCUCUGGCACUCGAAAGCCCUUUUCCAAGAGAAUUAAAAUGAAAAUAAUUGCCUGCAACAGAUUUGAGGGCAUUGGGGGGGU
Messenger RNA from Drosophila persimilis, 1820 nucleotides. Its product is annotated as transmembrane protein 209. The transcript has 2 exons. Lineage: Eukaryota; Metazoa; Arthropoda; Insecta; Diptera; Drosophilidae. Gene Ontology annotation, cellular component: membrane. The record is from RefSeq and is a predicted model, not a curated record. Bases 38 to 1519 code for a protein of 493 amino acids.